Messenger RNA from Centropristis striata (black sea bass), 909 nucleotides. RefSeq lists its product as uncharacterized. The record is from RefSeq and is a predicted model, not a curated record. The coding region runs from base 60 to 764 and encodes 234 amino acids. The transcript is spliced from 3 exons. Lineage: Eukaryota; Metazoa; Chordata; Actinopteri; Perciformes; Serranidae.
GUCUUGUCCGAACGCGUCAUCUCUUGGCAGAAAAACCGUCAAUCAUCAUCCCCGAGGACAUGAUCUUCAUCGGGGACUCGGUGAAGGUCACCUGCACGCUUCCCAUCGACUACAAGGGCGGCGAGUGUCGUCUGUACAAAGACGACGCCUACAAACCCUUCAAGGUGAUGAUUGCAACCGAUUGGAUCUGCGUCUUCCAGGUGACCUCCGACGAGCUGAUGGGACGCCACCGGAGACCCGGACGCUUCUACCUCAAGUGUGACUACCAGCUGCAGCAGUACACGUCAGUGAGCAGCGACAGCAGAGGCAUCACGGUCCACCGGCCAGUGCCCCCUCCUGAACUAAGCGUCAGCCACCGGUUCGUGUCCCCUGAGGACAGCGUGGAGGUCCACUGUGUCGCCGACUCCUAUGAAUGUUCCUACUUCAGGAACCAGGCCUGGAUCGCAAGGUGGCCCUGUAGAAAAAACCUGACAGGAAAGCAGCUGGCAAAGUGGGCGGAGCCAACCCUGCUGCUCCCCGUCAACCUCACCUGCACAUAUGGCGUGUCCCCUCCCAGCAACCACAUGCUGCUGUUUGUCGUCGACACAAGUCAAGCCUCCUCGUCUGUCGACUGCAAAGUUUCCGUGGACGACGACCAGAUGCCGGUGUUCAGAAACGACAGCUGGACGUCUGUUGAUGAAGACGGGCUGACGGUCAAAGUUCAGGCCACAAACAGCACCUUGAGGACCAACGAGACCUGCAGCCACAUCCAGACUCAGACCUAAUAAAAGCUUUAAUGAAAGUUUUGGUUUGGAGCCUUUAAAGUUUUUGAAUGUUGCUGUGAAAGACCUGAAAGAACCUUGUGAAAAAUACAAGUUUGUUUUAUCUGUAAAGUAAAUAAACGGAAGUUUGAGGGCGUCAGCAAACAAA